Molecule: messenger RNA, 4006 nt
Organism: Carassius auratus (goldfish)
Lineage: Eukaryota; Metazoa; Chordata; Actinopteri; Cypriniformes; Cyprinidae
Gene: errfi1b
Product: ERBB receptor feedback inhibitor 1b
Exons: 4
Coding region: 1363-2442 (359 amino acids)
Biological process (GO): negative regulation of epidermal growth factor receptor signaling pathway; regulation of keratinocyte differentiation
Source: RefSeq, a predicted model, not a curated record
UGCAAUUUGUCAGAAUUAUUUAUUCAUACUAUCCUUAGAGUGAAUGAAAUGUAUGUCUGAGUCUGACGUUUUUAUUCAGCCUUAUUAAUGGAUUACGUGAAGCCGUCUUCUGUGACUAGAGUGGACGUGAUUCAUUACACGUUAGUAAAACCCUUUUCCUGUAAUAGCCUCAGAGCUGGUUGCAUUCUAGCUUUCUCCAUGUGGAAGAAAGAUCCAGCGGAAACGAGCAACUUCCACAGAAAGUUCCACCCUCUCACUCCCAUUUUCUACGCCCACAUGAUAUGACAGCUAGACCUGACCACUUGUAUCUCCCUAAUGCAGCCUGUGUAUGUGGAAAGUUUAAAGGAACAUCCUUACAGUGGUUUGGAUUUGAGAAGUGUUGCCAGAUCUUUCUGGGAAAACAAGUGAUUGGUCUGACAGAACAAUCUCACAAUAAGUGACUUGCCUCACAAAAAGAAAGGUUUUUGCAUAUACUUCGUAUUAAUUUCUUAACAUAACUGAUCUGAUUUUAUUGAUGAAUUGCAUCUUUCUGCAAAAAAAAAAAGUUCUUUCUUGAGUUAUCUUGAAAAUAAUAAUGUGUACAGUCCUUGUGUAAAUGUGGAAACUAGUUAGUAGCUAUUUCUCUUGCUCUUCUCACCUCGAACAGAAAUGCUAAACAUCUGGAGAAAUUUCACACUAAAUUAUAACCGAGCUUCCAUGUUGUGUUAUGGGACUGUAUUCUGGCCAUGUUUGGGUUUUAUUUAAUAAACGAGCCAUGGACAUGGCAACACCGGAUUUGAGACACCACAACACGCAACAUAAUGAGAAUAUAACUUAAUUGCUAGCUCAUCUCAAUGAUUUUAUAUAGCAUUCGUAUUAUUAACAUGCAAAACUGAAUUAGAAUUCGUACCAUUUUUUCCAUAAAAGAUUUUAUGUCAAAUAACUCAUAUUCAUUAGUUCAUAUGAACUGAAAACGUGUUUCGUCACAAGUCACACGAGGUUGCACAAAACGGCGCCUUUAAGACAGUGGGCGGUGCCUACGGUCUGACGUAGACAAUCCUUAUAAACAGUGUCCAGCUCAAUGUUUUCCAUGAUGAAAGAGGAGAGUUGAGCGGCGGAGUGUUUUACUACACGUGAGUUUUGUUUAAUACAUCGUCGUUUUAUUAAGAUUCCCCGGGAUUACUCACAGCACUCGUCGAAGUUGGAUUGGAUAUUAAAGGGAGGAACAACUACGGAACAAUUAACCUUUUCUCCCAUUGUUGUUGGAAAAGUGAAGUGUACAAAGCGUGUCUUUGUUACCCAUAGUUGGAUUAUGAGUUCUGCAGGUUUAAGGAAGGUGGAGACCCUCACAGGCCUGAACUAGCCUCCACUCUCUUAAACAUUAUGGCCUCAGGCCAGCCACACUGGGAUCAACACCAUGACCAUGACACCAUGGAUAAGCUGUUUUAUGGAUUUGGUUCGGAGUCCAUGGACCACAGCUUGAGAAUGUAUCAACAGAACUCUGCAAAUCUGGGCUUUGAAAGAAGGACGUCUGGCUCUUGUUCUCCUCAAUGUCUAUCUCCCAGGACUCCCAAUCCUACACAGCUGCUGUUUUCCUCUCAGUGUCACCCAGCUGCGGGAGACCAGGUGGUUCCAUCCUUAGAGAAACUGUCUGUUUAUGAACACAUACCCCCUUGUUCACCCAGGAGAAUAACUAAGCCCCUCCCACCCCUCCCGGACAUAGGUGACCUGUCCUCUGAUGAAGCAGAAGACAACGAGGUGGAGUUUUUUUCCAGCACCUCUGAGAGCCAGAGUUUAGUGCCUAAAACCUCGUCUUUCCAGCAAGGCUUACAGGGGAGGCGCAGUUUUCGAGGAAACGGUCAGAUAAACUUUGCAUAUCAUGAAGGGUUUCAAGAACAUCAAUGCGGGGUGAAGCCUCAGUGGGAGCAGACAGUAACCCAGAACCAAGACAGACCCCAGCGCCAGCUGCAUCGCUCCUAUUCCGGCCCUGCAGGAUCCUUAAAGGGCGCAAACUUCAGGCCAUUCAGCCUUCACCAUUCUCCGCAUAGCCACCCACAGGAGAAACCCGAAGUCCCGCCUCGCAUCCCAAUCCGUCCUCGCUUCAGUGAGAGCGCGGACAGCAGGCGGCUGUCAACUGAUGACUUCGAUGCGGACAAACCUCCCAAAGUGCAGCCCAGGGAGCCCAACCCUCAGGUCAUACCAUGUACCAUUAGUCCAAAAAGUCUCCCGAUUUACAUCAAUGGGGUAAUGCCUCCUACUCGAAGCUUUGCUCCCUAUCCGGAGUAUGUCAGUAAGGCUCAAUACAAGCAGAGCUGUGAGGGCUUGCCGGCUCCUCGUAGCCCCUGUAUUCUACCAAUCAUGGAAAAUGGGAAGCAAGUCAGCAGUACCCAUUACUUCCUCCUCCCACAUCGGCCCGAGUACUUGGACAAGUUUGAGAGGUUUUUCAAAGAAUCAGACUUCUAGUGGUUAUUAGUGAUUGAGUGUUUAGAAACUGAAGUUGUUUGCAUGUUUAAAGUGGAAAUAUGGAAGUCUGGAUAUGAACUGAUAUGUGGUUUGACUGAACCGAUUCAUCAGUGUUAUGAAUUACUGGUCUGUUUAGGGAUUGGAUAAGUGUGUCUUUGGACUACACACACAAAGUAUUGGUUUACCACUGCUGGAAACUGCAGAACAACUCUGAAAGUGACUUAUUUGUAGGGACGCAUGAUUAAUCGAAAUGAAACUAAAGUUGCGAUUUUGACUUGGAAAAAAUAAUGUUACAGUCUCCCUGUGGUUUUCUGUGGUUUUCUGCCAAAAUAAAAGGUAGGUUGUAUAGCGGUUGAAAUUAAGACAAUUAGUACCAUAAUUUGGUUUAAGUUGUUCUUUAAAACAACAACAAAAAAAAUAGUAAUAUAUUCUAUUUUACAGUGAACUAUUACAAUAGUAAUAUUUCCUGCUUGUAUUAUUGGUCUUAUUAUUUAGUCAUAUUGAUAAGUACAACAAACCUGCAGCUUUUUUAAAUUAUCAUUCUUUUUAUUAUUUUUUUAAUUGUGUUGACCUAUUUAUUGAUUUCCUUGCUGUAUUGUUAAAUUCGAGUGUGCAGUAUCCUUUUAUGAAGGAAUGGGAUGAACUGUUGCACUGUUAACACUGUGUAACCAGAGUAUAAGCUGGUUUUAUUUUGCCUUCUCUGAAACAUGCAAUGGUAUAGAUGAUUUGGUUUUUUUUUUUGUUUUUUUUAAGAUAUUAUGCACCAACAGUAUACAUUCAGAUUUUGCUGAAAAAUAACUGAGUAAAAGAAUAGUAUUAGCAAUAACUGAAUAAUAAACAGCUGCUGGCUUUUUUUUUAAUGUCAUUUCAUGCCAUGUUAUUUACACCAAUAAGAAGUGUGGUGUUCAAAACUGUCAGUACUAAUGUAGUGGCAUAAAUGGAAAUGACUUGGCCCAUGGGUUUGUAUUAUAGUCUUCAAGUGAAGCAUGCAUUUUGCUUUCUUUUUUGACCAUUCAAGAUUUGACAAAAAAUAUAAAAAAAUAAAGACUGGCUAAUAAAUUUUUUUUAAAAGACUGGCAUUUCUAGUCGCAUUUAGCUAAGUGCAAACAGACUAAUUUGUGUUAAAGCAUUUUUUCCUUCGGUCAUGUCUGUUACAAAGGCAGAAAUGCCACUGCCUUGCCGUUUGGUGUCCAAAUGUGGGACACUUGGUUUUAUUGGGUAGUUGGUGAACUUGCAUCUUUAAGCUAUUUACCAUGAAGUUAUAAAAGCCUAAAACUGAUCCUGGCCUUGAGCUGCAUGCGUUUCGUACCAAACAUUGAGCACACUUGUUUUCUUUGAUUAGACUUUUAAUAAUCUCGACAUUAUCAGACCUGUAACUGUUUAUGUUUGUGUGAGCUACUUCUGUUUUGUCCAUUCAACAAAAUGACUUGGAUAUUUUCUGUGUGAAGGCUCAUGUUAAUGUACUUUGUUUCAUCUGCUGAGGAAACAUGCACUUCUGAAAUGUACAGUAUUGGUGUAGUUUUUCACACCAGACUAUUUAAAUAAAGUAACUUAUUUAUACAGA